AUGGCGUCGGGUUCGGAUUCCGACGCUCCAGAGACGAGCUACAUCAUGAAGGACAAGGAAGACGCCAGCCUGGUCGGCAAACACUGCCAGUACGAAUACUGCAAUCAGCUUGAUUUCCUCCCCUUUUUCUGCCAGUCCUGCACCAAGACCUUUUGCCUGGAUCACCGCUCAGAGUCCGCUCACAAGUGCACAAACCCGGGAGCCUGGGCGGAACGCAAACGACAGGCCCAGCUGGCAAAGCCCUCCAUCGGCCAAGGGAGGACGCUGCGGGAUAAGAUCUCAGAGAAGCCUUGCGCGUCGCCAACUUGCGAGACAACCAUCGGCACUUCGCUCACGCCGGGAGUUCACUGCGAAACAUGUAAUCGGGAUUACUGUCUAAAGCACCGCUUCAAGGAUGACCACAACUGCAAGAACUUGACGCCAAUCGGGGCGCGGCCUCUCCAGAUUGACGUUGCCCAAAGGACGAAAUCCGCGCUGGACCGGCUUCGAGCAUGGGGAACGGCCAAGAAGGAGCAAGCUGGCAGAGCGCUGCCAAAGCCCAAGCCCAGCUCGGCUGCAGCGCGGAUGGUGGCCGUCAACAGCCUGAAGAAAACCGCAAAGGGCGACGACAAGUUGGCUCCGGAGAAGCGCAUCUACGUGUACGUUGAGGCCGAGGCCGAGACGGCAAAGGCCAAGUUCCCCAAGGGAGAGUUUUAUUAUUCCAAGGACUGGGUAGUCGGUCGUGUGCUGGACGCGGCGGCGAAGAGCCUACAGGUGCAAAACGUCAACAACCAGAGCUCAGAUGAGAGAGACAAGCUGCGAGUGUUCCAUGUCGAAGGAGGCAGGGUUCUUGAUUACGGCGAGAAGGUUGGGGCGUCGAUACAGAGCGGGAAUACUUUGGUGUUGCUGAGGGGCGUUGGUGCGCCUGCGGACUUGAUUGAGGUAUAA
This is a messenger RNA of Trichoderma aggressivum f. europaeum, 927 nucleotides long. RefSeq lists its product as uncharacterized. Gene Ontology annotation, cellular component: cytoplasm. Gene Ontology annotation, molecular function: zinc ion binding. The transcript has a single exon. Bases 1 to 927 code for a protein of 308 amino acids. The record is from RefSeq and is a predicted model, not a curated record. Lineage: Eukaryota; Fungi; Ascomycota; Sordariomycetes; Hypocreales; Hypocreaceae.